Messenger RNA from Vigna umbellata (rice bean), 1999 nucleotides. RefSeq names its product protein IQ-DOMAIN 19-like. Gene Ontology annotation, molecular function: protein binding. Lineage: Eukaryota; Viridiplantae; Streptophyta; Magnoliopsida; Fabales; Fabaceae. The record is from RefSeq and is a predicted model, not a curated record.
AAGUGUUGUGAUUGGUGGCAAUGGAUCUGUAUGAGUAGUGUUAAGGAGGUGGCCGUUGGCCUAUCAUUGAAGCUGCAUCUGUGCUUCUCCUUGUGUAAGCAGAGGAGUUACCCAGUUACGUGGACAGGGACCCAAAUAUGCACUGAAAGAGAUAGUUGUGAUGGAAUAAGUUGAGGGGGGCUGAGCUAAAUUUAGCAUCAGAUGGGGACCAUGGUAUUGAAAGCAACAUGUCAAUAACAGAUGUGAAUAAAUCUUGCAUUUCAUUUUGUUACUUUCUUCAGAGUUUUUUAUGCUAUUCAUGUUUUGAAAGAGAUGGGGAGGACAGGCAAAUGGCUCAGGAACUUGUUGACAGGGAAGAGAGACAGAGAAAAAGAGAAGGAAAAAUGUAGUACAAACUCGUGUCUGUUAAAUGGAACAACAGAGAAUCCAACAACUCCUGCUUCUUCAACAACAACAAUAACAACAACAACCCCCAAGGAGAAAAGAAGGUGGAGUUUCAGGAGAUCAUCAGCUUCCAGGGAACUGAAUCUUGCAGAAUCUGGUGUCACUGCCUCAGUGACAGUGCAAACUACCACCACAGAUGCUGAGAAUGAUCAAAGGAAACAUGACACUGUGGUGGCUCUGGUGCCUGCUAUCAUCUGCUUGACUCCUGAUUCCAAUAUAUCGUCAACAAGUAUUGAAGAGGCUGCAGCCAUUAAAAUUCAGUCAGUUUUUCGGUCCUACUUGGCAAGAAAGGCACUGUGUGCUCUUAGAGGACUGGUGAAGUUGCAGGCACUGGUGAGGGGUCACUUGGUGAGAAAACAGGCCAGGGAGACACUAAGAUGCAUGCAGGCUUUGGUCGUAGCACAAGCCAGGGCUCGUGCUCAGAGGGCAAGGAUCGUGUCAGAAGGAAAGGUUGAUCAAAAUCUUUCACCCUACAGAAUGUCCCCAGAGGACAACUUCUUCAUGCACAUGUAUAAUGAAAUGGAAAGUGGUCUGGAAUUGGAAGAGAAUGCCAAGAUUGUUGAGAUGGCUGUUUGCGAAUCCAAAGCUAACUCCAGAGGCAGAAAAAGCUCUCCAAAUCGAGAACUUUCUGAUCACAGAUUUUCUACAUAUUACUCAUCAAAUGGUUCAUACUCAAAGGAGGAAAACUACAAUGCAUCACCUGCACCAUCAACACUGACAGAAUUGAGUCCGAGAGCAUACAGUGGUCAUUUUGAGGAUUGUUCCUUCAGCACAGCACAAAGCAGUCCCUAUUACAACAACACAAAGCUACCUUUUUCCUUCCCUAAACCAGCCUACACAGAAGCCAUGUCCUAUGACUACCCUUUAUUUCCAAACUACAUGGCCAACACAGAAUCAUCAAGGGCCAAAUCCAGAUCACAGAGUGCACCAAAGGCAAGGCCAGAUUCUGUUGAGAGGCAGCCAAGCAGAAGAAGGGCUUCAAUGGAAGGGAGAAAUGUCCCAAAGCCAGUCAGGAUGCAGAGGUCAUCUUCUCAUGUUGGUGUCACUGCUCAAAACUACCAAUAUCCUUGGUCAAUAAAGCUUGACAGGUCCAUAGUCAGUGAGUGUGGCUCUACAAGCACAGUGCUCACAAACUCUAAUUACUACUGCACAUGAUCCUGAUGUGAGUACUGCUACUAACCAAUCUCAUGUGACAUGUUCUCACCACAAAACUGAAUUGAUAGGGCAACACAAAAACAACUCAAAGGAACCAUGUCUAUUAACAAUAAUAGUCUUGCAUAAAGGCUAGGUCAUGUCACUUAGUUUUGUUAAUACUGUUUGAUCUGAUAAGGUUUCACUAUUGCUUGUUUUAGCUGCAGCCUCAUGGACUUUCCACUGCAACAGAGUACCCGUUUUGCAGCAAAUUAAUCUUUUAGACUCUGCAUUUACAAAUUAAGGGUCCUAGCUUCCAAGGAUUUUCCUUUCUUUAUUUUUGAGUGAAGUUCAAAGUUUGAAGAGUGUCUUCUUGUAUUUACUGUCAUGUGGAUUACACUACGACUACGAGAACAGAUUUUAA